Setaria italica (foxtail millet) is the source of this 843-nucleotide messenger RNA. Its product is annotated as adenylate kinase isoenzyme 6 homolog. The record is from RefSeq and is a predicted model, not a curated record. Gene Ontology annotation, molecular function: AMP kinase activity; ATP binding; ATP hydrolysis activity. Lineage: Eukaryota; Viridiplantae; Streptophyta; Magnoliopsida; Poales; Poaceae. The coding region runs from base 38 to 577 and encodes 179 amino acids. The transcript has 3 exons. Gene Ontology annotation, cellular component: cytoplasm; nucleus.
UUAGAGAGAGAAAGAAACCUAAAACCCUGCUCUCCCGAUGGCGGUGGCGAACGGCGGCGCCUCCCGGCGCUCGCGGCCGAACGUGUUGGUGACGGGGACUCCGGGCACGGGGAAGACGACGACGUGCUCCCUCCUCUCUGAAGCUGCGGGUCUCCGCCACGUCAACAUCGGCGACCUCGUCCGCGAGAAGAGCCUCCACGACGGCUGGGACGACGACCUCGAGUGCCACGUCAUCAACGAGGACCUGGUCUGCGACGAGCUUGAGGACAUGAUGGAAGAAGGUGGUAUACUGGUAGAUUACCAUGGAUGCGAUUUCUUUCCGGAGCGUUGGUUUGACCUAGUAGUUGUGCUCCAGACUGACAACUCAAUUCUGCAUGAUCGCUUGACCAGCAGAGGUUAUACGGGUUCCAAGCUCUCAAACAACAUAGAGUGCGAGAUCUUCCAAGUGCUCCUGGAGGAAGCGAGGGAGAGCUACAAAGAGGACAUUGUGACGCCCUUGCGAAGCGACAAUGUGGAGGAUAUUAGUAGGAAUGUGGGUACAUUGACAGACUGGGUAAACAACUGGAGACCAUCCUGAUGAGUUAGUUGACAUGUUAAACCUAUGUGGUGCCCUUGGGGUAGUGCUGCCUCCGAAAAGAAAUGUUAUUGACUUCGAGCAUAUCCUCUGUGUAUUGACUUGUAUUGUUUUAACAACCGGAGACCAUCCUGAUGAGCUAGUUGACCUGUUAAACCUAUAUGGUCUGCUAGGGGAAGUGCUGCCUCCGAAAAGAAAUGUUGUUCACUUGAAUUAUAUGCUUUAUGUUGAUUUGUAUAUUGUUUUAUAACAAGAUGUUUUUCUUCUAA